AUGGAGCUCGGAAGAUCACUGAGAUUAGUAAAGGUGGAGAGCAAGAUAAAGCAAGAUAGCGUUAAUGAGAAAGCUGAGAUAUUUAGCCAGGAACAUAAAGCUGGAGAAGUUAAUGAGGGAGAUAAAGCUGGAGAAGUUAAUGAGGGAUAUAAAGCUGGGGAAGAUAAUGAGGGAGAUAAAGCUGGAGAAGUUAAUGAGGAAGAUAAAGCUGGGGAAAUUAAUGAGAAAGAUAAAGCUAGAGAAAAAGAUAAAGCUAGAGAAGUUAAUGAGGAAGAUAAAGCUAGAGAAGUUAAUGAGGAAGAUAAAGCUGGGGAAGUUAAUGAGAAAGAUAAAGCUAGAGAAGUUAAUGAGAAAGAUAAAGCAAGAGAAGUUAAUGAGGAAGAUAAAGCUAGAGAAGUUAAUGAGGAAGAUAAAGCUAGAGAAGAUAAUGAGGGAGAUAAAGCUAGAGAAGAUAAUGAGGAAGAUAAAGCUAGAGAAGAUAAUGAGGAAGAUAAAGCUAGAGAAGAUAAUGAAGAAGAUAAAGCUAGAGAAGAUAAUGAGGGAGAUAAAGCUAGAGAAGUUAAUGAGGAAGAUAAAGCUAGAGAAGAUAAUGAAGAAGAUAAAGCUAGAGAAGAUAAUGAGGGAGAUAAAGCUAGAGAAGUUAAUGAGGGAGAUAAAGCUAGAGAAGUUAAUGAGGAAGAUAAAGCUAGAGAAGUUAAUGAGGGAGAUAAAGCUAGAGAAGUUAAUGAGGAAGAUAAAGCUAGAGAAGAUAAUGAAGAAGAUAAAGCUAGAGAAGAUAAUGAGGGAGAUAAAGCUAGAGAAGUUAAUGAGGGAGAUAAAGCUGGAGAAGUUAAUGAGGAAGAUAAAGCUAGAGA
This is a messenger RNA of Procambarus clarkii (red swamp crayfish), 854 nucleotides long. Lineage: Eukaryota; Metazoa; Arthropoda; Malacostraca; Decapoda; Cambaridae. The record is from RefSeq and is a predicted model, not a curated record.